Equus caballus (horse) is the source of this 3088-nucleotide messenger RNA. It is a transcript of the gene RAB27A, whose product is annotated as RAB27A, member RAS oncogene family. Lineage: Eukaryota; Metazoa; Chordata; Mammalia; Perissodactyla; Equidae. Gene Ontology annotation, cellular component: melanosome; secretory granule; exocytic vesicle. Gene Ontology annotation, molecular function: GTP binding; GTPase activity. The record is from RefSeq and is a predicted model, not a curated record. Gene Ontology annotation, biological process: positive regulation of exocytosis; exocytosis.
GGUAGAGAGGAGGUCCCGCCCCAACCUCGCUCUCCUUUACGGGAAGUGAUGUGGGGCCGGACGGAAAACACCCGCCAAAGACCCAAAAAGGCCAGCAGCGACUGGACGCGGCGCGUGCGGAGGCAGAGCGGCGUGGGCACAGCGGGCUGAGCCAGAGAAAAAGUAGCUCUUUGAAGAAGACAUGUGAUUGGAAGUUGUCUAAUUAUUGACGUGGUGGGAACUCCAGUCUAAAGUUUUAGGAAAACAACCAGCGAUUUAUACUUUGUCAAGGUGAACCACUGAGUUCUUCAUUAUGUCUGAUGGAGACUAUGAUUACCUCAUCAAGUUUUUAGCUUUGGGAGACUCUGGAGUGGGGAAGACCAGUGUACUUUACCAGUACACAGAUGGUAAAUUUAACUCCAAAUUUAUCACAACAGUGGGCAUUGAUUUCAGGGAAAAGAGAGUGGUGUACAGAGCCAAUGGGCCAGAUGGAACUGUUGGCAGAGGCCAGAGAAUCCACCUGCAGUUAUGGGACACAGCAGGGCAGGAGAGGUUUCGUAGUUUGACAACAGCAUUCUUCAGAGAUGCUAUGGGGUUUCUUCUGCUUUUUGACCUGACAAAUGAGCAAAGUUUCCUCAAUGUCAGAAACUGGAUAAGCCAGCUACAAAUGCAUGCAUAUUGUGAAAACCCAGAUAUAGUGUUAUGUGGAAACAAAAGUGAUCUGGAAGACCAGAGAGUGGUAAAAGAGGAGGAAGCCAGAGAACUUGCAGAGAAAUACGGAAUCCCCUACUUUGAAACUAGUGCUGCCAAUGGGGCAAACAUAAGCCAAGCAAUCGAGAUGCUCCUGGACCUGAUAAUGAAGCGCAUGGAACGGUGUGUGGACAAGUCCUGGAUUCCCGAAGGAGUGGUGCGAUCCAAUGGUCACACCUCUGAAGAUCAGUUAAGUGAACAAAAGGAGAAAGGGGCAUGUGGCUGUUGAAAAGUCAAGUGAACUAUACAAUAAUUCAGGUGACCGGUGUCUGUGAUCUUCUCUGUGGGUGAUACAUAGCACAGAGAGAGAUUAAUGGGCAUUGUGUACAAACUGCUUUUCAUCGUCCCAAUUAGGCCUGUCAAUAAAGCAUCCAGUUUUAAAAUUUAUUUGCUGCAGCUUUGUAAAUAUUUCUUUAAGAUUCAGCCUGAGAGUUAGGAGAAAUAUUUCACAUAGCCAAAAGUGCCUUAUAAAACUUUAGCCCAUGGCAGUAGAUCAUUCACAGAUUCAGGAUUUUGUAGCUACAGAAGAGUGCGUUUAUUUUGUAGAAUGACUGAAGAUACUGUCACCUGCCUUAAUCUGGAUAGGCUCAGAGUCUCACAUUCAAGAUCUUAGAUGGUAUUAUAAAACCAUCAGUCUUUAAUCCAAAUUAAAAAACUCUACUUGUACCAUAGGUGACCUUCUAAAAUGCCAUCUAAACCACUUGAAUGUUAAACAAGAAUGUAUACAAAUGUCAGUUCAAUGUGCUUGAGUAUUAAUUUAUGUAAGCAUUCUCUUUAAAAUGAAUAUAGGACAAAUUGUGGCCGUAUCUAUAGACCCUAGAUAAACUGGACUGACCAGUUAUUCACUCACUGUGACUCUUAUUGGUGAGAAAGGGAUUGUGGGUGAGGGCAGGAGUGGCUUAAUGUAGUAUGAGCAACUGAAGUGGGGCUUCUGGCUCCCUGCUAUAUGCUCAUUGCUCUGCACGGUUGAUUGAAGGAUCGGGGAACUAGAUUUUUAUGGCUUUAGUUCCCUGUGAUCUGUGCAUUUAUACCUGCCUAUGUGCCGGCCACAUCUGAACGUAGCUGGUGUUUAUGCUGAAGUUAUUUGUGUAUUUUAGCUUCUUUUUCUUCAUAUUUAUAAUGUUGUUCUGGCAUCCUCAGAUUGCAGUUUCAAUUAGCUUGUGAAAUACUACUCAUCUUCUGUCUUCACCAGCAGGCUCUGUAUUGUUGAUAUUUCAACUUGUUUUAUUCUUACAUUGGCGGAAUUGAAGGAAUUAGUUUUUAAUUGCAUAAAAUGUCUGUUUACUAAUUGGUGGAAGAUAGAUGUUUGUAUUUAAGCAGUUACAUUUGUAUUCUAGCUCAAUAGAAGAAAGCCGAAGUGUUGUAUAGCCUGUAUUUUUCAUUGAGAUCAUGGGCAUUUACUGUACUUGCUGGAUCUUACCAAGGUCAUGUAUUCUUCUGCAUUGCCAAAGUGUCUGCAUACCAAAUUAAAGGGGUUUUUAAAUACGCUUCAUGGCAGUUGUUUAUAAAGGUCAAAGGGGAAAAUUCUUAUUUAUUAAAGUGGUUUAAAUAAAAUAGAUUAAAAUGUCCAAAGAGUUUAAUGGCUAUUUAGGAAAAAAAUAUCACUUAUAAUUUAAAUAAAGGAUAAAAAUACACAUAUUUUGUAGUGGCAAAUGUUUAGCAGAACUGUAAUUAGAAAAAUACAACUAUGAUGGGAAGUAAUUACUUUUACAUGAUAAUUUUCAAAUGGCUUUUUAUUGAGUAUCCUGGGCUUUUUUUGCCACUGCCUUCCCACCACUCCCGUAAAAAACUUAGCUGUGGUUACUAAGAUCUUAUCUAUUUCUGUCCUUGAAAUGGGGACUUCUUUUAAAUAUUAAAGAAGUCAUUGAGUCUUAUGCAUUUGAAUUGUGUAUUCUAGUGAGAGAAAGAUUCAGACAUUUCAAGGGCAGGGUCACAAUCACAAGCAGUGCCUUCUAAAGUUGUCAUUAAGAAUUUCAGUGGAGUAAAUCAUAAUUUCACAGCUACAUAUCAGGGAACAUUUUAUAUGGUCUGUUUGUGUAGUUAAAAAGAAGACAAUAUUUGUAUCUUUCAGUCUUUCAAGAACCAAAUGAGCAAUUAAGUACAGUUUCCAUUGACCUGGAACAUAAUGUACAAUUAAACAUAUACAUGAUAUAGUGCACCCACAAGAACCAUCUUUAAUUAUUGAAAUAAAUAACCUGUAGUCUCUUUGGAAAUCGUUUGUUUAAAUUUGAUAUUGAAGUACCAUAUUUUUGUGCCUUGAUGUAUUUUUCUAUUUACAAACCUGUAUAAAAGUGAAGUGUAUCUUCAGUGAACUUUGUGCCAAUUAAACUUAUAAUAAACAAGUGGUCUAGUCUCUCAA